CAAGCCACGCGGUGUGACGGUGUGCAUGUACGAACAAGCCACGCGGUGUGACGGUGUGACUAAAGUGUAGUGGUUAGGUUUAGUGUAAUUUAUUGCAGUAAUGGAAAAUAAAUUAAUACAACUACUGCAAGUCUUGCAAUUAGAGCGUUGGAGCGAUAAUUUAACAAAUAAUGAUAUAAAAUAUGACACUUUAAAAUAUAUGGUUGUAAAUCGAUGUCCAGAAUUAUGCGAUGUUAUACCAUCCAUUGGUGCGAGAAUUGCGUUGCAAAAUUAUUUUAUUAACAAUGAUUCGGACAAAGAAACGGAAACCUCUUCUCACAUUUCUCUAUCUUCUGUUUCAACGCCUUCUGCGACUUUGCCACUCGCCAAUAUUACACCACGAGAUAUAUUGGAUGCAGCAAUAUCUCUUGACAAUGAAUCAGUGAAUAAUACAGAAGAAUAUAUAGAAAAUAUUGAAUCUCAUUUAAAGACAUCUAAUACACAAAAUAUUAUAAUAUUAACUGAUAACGAACCAGCCAAUAAAAAACAAAGGAUUGAAACGGUGGAUAAUAUGUUAGAAAAUUUUGAUUUAAAGACGUUACUUCGACAAUCAGUAAUUGGACAAGCGAUCAUAGCUUCGUACGAUGCGAGGAGUGGAUUGUCAUCAAGAUGCCAACAACAUUUGGCAAAUAUUAUUAUCUGCCAUUUCUUUGACAAUAAUAUUAAUAUUCAAUUAAACAAUGAAACAUUAAAGAAAAUUGCGGAUCAUAUAAUUACUCUCUUUCCUGCUGAAUGUAAGGAAGUAUAUUAUUGUCCACCAGUAAAAAAGAAAGAUUCGAAAAAUGAGAAAUCUGGUAUUGCCAAAGAAAAACUAGUUGAUAAAAAUAGAAAUAUGCUAGCAUUUUUAAGGAAAUGUCAAUUGAUUCCACUGAACAAAUCUUCAUCAACACAUGAUUCUAAAGAUGAAGAAAUUAAUGAAGAUUAUCGCGAGGAAGCAGAGCGGAGUCGCAAUUGGCUUAAAAAUAAUUUUGAACCUUGGGAAGAGGUUUUGUAUCAUUGGGAAAAAUCGUUUGAACUUAGAAGAAAUUUAUUACAUGACCAUACGACUUAUCAAAAUCUGAGCUCAAUCUUUGAUGAUUGGAAUAUUUUAACAUUUUCACAGGGCUAUAUAUUGAUUGAAAAGGAUUACUUACGGUUAUAUAACGAAAAGCAUAAAAAUGUUGAAGAAAAAUUUCAUUCCUUAUUUGAUGAUAUACUAAAACUGAAAGGCAAGGAGUUGGAUUGUUCUAACAAAGUAUUGCUGGAUAUGUCAAUGGCAAUAUUCCAAAUGAUUCAAAAAUUUUAAUUAAAAUUUACCUAUUAUUUUCACUAUUACCAAAUAAAUCUGCAAAAGCAAAAGUUGGCAGGAACUUCUUUAAACCAACUCAAGUAGAAUCGCAAGAAGCUGUAAUACUUCAUGUUAAGAUUCCUGGUGAUAUAGAAGAAGAAAUCGAAAAUAAAAGGAAAUGGCUUAAAAGGUUUAAUUUGACUUUGCAGCCUUUUAUUCUCAUCGUGGGACCUUCUUUAACAGAGAUAGAAACCAUUUUUGUAAGAAUCGAUAAUAUGUCGUAUAAGGUAAAAACCCUGUGGAAAGCUUUCGAAAUAUGUUUCAUGAGUUUCAUUGUUUUGGACUUGAAAUAUCCACCUGCAGCAGAACACAUUUGGUAUUUAUUUCAAAGAAGUGUUUUUGAUUUAGAAUUAAAAGGAGACAACAAAAUCCCAAUAAUUUGUGAUGUAAUUAAAAAAAUGUCUAAAUAGGUUUUUGCAAUUUUUAAUAUUAUGUUUAAUUUUUGUUUUGAUCUUCAGAAGUUUAUUCCACUAAGUGUUAAUAGAGAUCAAAUUUUUUAUUUGUUUAUUUGCUAAUUUUAUGAAGAACGUUGAUUUUUUUCAUUAAAAAUGCUUUGCACUAUUUGUCAUCGACAAUUUCCAAGUAUUGAUAAUAUAAUAAAACAUAUGAAGGCAACUCACCCUUAUGAAACAAGCUUUCCAUGUGGUUUUCCUAAGUGUUUUAGGAAAUACGUUAACAUUGAAUCUUUAAAGAAACAUUUUUAUACUUCGCAUAAAGAACUUUGUCAUAGUGAUGUAUUACCUACAUUCACUAAACGGUUUACAACUGUUUUUACUGAUAAAGUAUCAUCUUCAAAUAAUACUGUUAAUAUUACUGAUGCGUCAAGUAAUACUGACAUUAUUACCACUAAUGAUAAAUCUGAUGUUAAGAGUGACGAUAGAAAUAUUACAAAUAUACAGACUGUCGAUAACACAAUAUUGAAAUUUAUUUCAAGAUUAUAUAGUAAUAGCUCGAUUACUAGGAAUAUUGUGCAAACUUUAGUUGAUGAUUGUUCAGAACUUGUGCAAGAUUUACUAUCGUACAUUAAAUGUAAAUUACAAUCUGAAAUAUCUUUUUCUGAUGAUAAUAAUAUUUCUAAAGUACUUGAUAACGUCUGUGAUAUAAAGCCUUUCGAGAAAUAUUCAACAGAAUACAAGCGUUUAAAAUUUUUCAAAGAAUCUAAAUGGCUUGUACAGCCGCAAAAAUUUCUUCUAGGAGAAAUGUUUGAGAAUUCUAGAAAUAAAAACAAUGUUACAACAGUAACAUCGAAGAAAUGUGAAGGACAAUUUAUUCCAUUACGGGAUUCACUAAAGCAAUAUUUAGAAUUACCUGGGGUAUUUAUAUCAAUUAAAAGUUACAUUGCGAAAGAAUCUUCAGAAGAAAAAAUUAUAUCUAGUAUUUUUUGUGGAAAUAUAUGGAAAAAUUUAGUUAGAAAAUUUGAUAAUAAAAUAUUAUUGCCUUUGUUGUUAUAUUACGACGACUUUGAAACAGGAAAUCCCUUGGGGUCAAGAGCAGCUAUACACAAAUUAGGAGGUCUGUAUUAUACAAUUGCAGGUAUACCAAAAGCUCAUGCCUCAUCUUUAGAGAACAUUUUUCUUGGUGCUCUUGUACAUAGUGGGGAUCGCGAAAUCUUUGGUAAUAAAAUGUCUUUCAAACCAAUUAUUAAUGAACUGAUUUAUUUAGAAAAUCAUGGUAUCACUAUCUGCGUAAAUAAUAAAUUAUUAUCAAAUUUUGUUUUCUUUGCUUGCACUAUUAGGAGAUAAUUUAGGGUUAAACGAUUUACUUGGUUUUAAUAAAUCAUUUUCUGCUAAUUUCUGUUGUCGUGCAUGUCGAGCUUCAAAAGUAGAAAUGACAUCUCUGAAGAAAAUUUAGAAUUAUUAAGAACGAUAUUGAAUUACGAAGAAGAUUUUGAAAACUUUAGUUAUGGUAUCAAAGAAAAAUGUAUUUUCAAUGAAUUACCCAAUUUUCAUUGUAUAACAAAUGCCGCAUUUGAUGUGAUGCAUGAUUUGUAUGAAAGAGUUUGUAGAUAUGACAUGUCCAAAAUUAUUAAUUCUUUAAUAAAAGAAAAUCAUUUUUCUCUUAAAAUAUUAAAUAACAGAAUUAGAUAUUUUAAUCAUAAAUGUAAUACAGAUGUUGGGAACUCAAUUCCACCAAUUAACGAACAUCAUCUUAAGCAAGGUUUUUUAGUAAUGUCUUCUUCUGAAAUGUCAGCCUUUGUAACAUAUUUCGGUAUUUUAAUUGGUGAUAAAGUUCCGGAAGAUGAUCCAUAUUGGCAUUUAUAUCUACUUCUAAUACAAAUUAUCCACAUCCUAACAGCUUUUGAAAUUAAUGUUGAAGAACUACAUUUCUUACAAAGAUUAAUCACUCAUCAUCAUAAAAUGUAUAUGGAAUUAUUCCAUGAGCGACUAAAACCUAAAUUUCAUAAUUUGCUACACUAUACAAGAAAAAUUUAAGAUUUUGGUCCAUUGCGCUAUUUAUCGUCUAUCAGAUUUGAAGCUUUCUACAAAUUGUCCAAAAUUAAUGCACGUUUAGUAAGCUCACGUAUAAAUAUUGUAUUUACAUUAAGUCUUAACUUACAACUGAAGUUUGCAUAUCGUAUUUUAAGUAAAAAAGGUUUUUAUCCAAAAAUAGACUUUGUUAGAUAUAUUUGUAAUAUUUCAAAAUUGCCUGAAUAUCGUUUUUUAAAACGUUCCAUAAAAAAUGAUAAUUAUAAUAUAAUUUCUUGGGUUAAAAUUAAUGGUUUUACAUACAAACCAAGAUUAGUAUUUUGCCUGAAUGCAAAUGAGUACAGCGAACCACAGUUUGGAAUAAUUAAGUACAUUGCUAUUGAUAACUUUAAACAGUUUUAUAUUAUUUAUGAUUCUUGCGAAAAUAUUGGCUUAGAUUCUCAUAAAUAUGCAUAUGAAAUAUCAAUCAGGCAAAAUACUAAUCUCAAUUUGUAUGUAAAACCACUAAAUAUUGGAAUCAUACAACUUAAUUAUGAUAAUCUUUUUGUUACUCGAAGUAUCAGUUACACUGCUGAUGGCAGUAAGUUAAUUACAAAGUUUGUAUAAAAGUUUUUUAAAAUUUUUAUUUACUUGAAAACAUUGUCUUCAUAUGUCUCAUACGCAAAAAUGAAUUAUUUUUUAUUUGUAUAGCAAUUGAUAUUUUAAUACUUUACAAUUUUUUAUGUUUAGAAAAACCGUAUUGCAAACUUUUCCGAACUAAGUAUAUGUAAAAAAAGAUUUACUUUGUACUUUUCAC
Messenger RNA from Solenopsis invicta (red fire ant), 4588 nucleotides. RefSeq lists its product as uncharacterized. The record is from RefSeq and is a predicted model, not a curated record. Bases 101 to 1324 code for a protein of 407 amino acids. NCBI's taxonomy places the organism in Eukaryota, Metazoa, Arthropoda, Insecta, Hymenoptera, Formicidae. The transcript has 8 exons.